Molecule: messenger RNA, 977 nt
Organism: Leptidea sinapis
Lineage: Eukaryota; Metazoa; Arthropoda; Insecta; Lepidoptera; Pieridae
Gene: Or-64
Product: odorant receptor 13a-like
Exons: 8
Coding region: 40-939 (299 amino acids)
Biological process (GO): sensory perception of smell; detection of chemical stimulus involved in sensory perception of smell
Cellular component (GO): plasma membrane
Molecular function (GO): olfactory receptor activity; odorant binding
Source: RefSeq, a predicted model, not a curated record
AAGUCCAGAGAAGAUAUAUUCAAGACUUUAGCAGCUGCCAUGGAGUCUUCUAACUUUGAUUUAUCAACGGACGAAAGGAAAAACUUACUUGAACUAUGGCGGAAGAGGAACGAGGCAUGUCUGAAACUUUUGGUUGCUUUGGGAACGUGUACUAUCAUAGCUUGGUAUAUAUACCCCCUACUGGAUGAUUUGGAUUACAAUCUAAUGGUUCCAAUGCGUAUUCCGUACGACUACAAAACGGAAGCAUUGUACCCGGCCACAUAUGUCGGAGUUAUCAUCGUAUUCUCUUAUAUAUCGUACUUCGUGAUGGUCAAUGACCUCAUAAUUCAGGCGCAUAUUAUGCAUUUGCUCUGCCAAUUUGCUGUUCUGAAUGAUUCCUGCGUUCAUAUACUAAGAGACUGCAAGGCCAAUUUUAAACAUGAAAAUGAAGACAAAUUAUAUGCGAACAGACAGUUUCAAGAAACGUAUAUAAACCGGUUGGGUGAUUUGGUCAAUCAACACAUAUUUAUACUAAAAAACACCUUGCAGCUAAGAGAGAUAUUGAGUGCUCCGAUGUUAGCCCAGCUGGCUGUCAGUACAACGCUUAUUUGCUCCAUUGGUUAUCAAGUAGCCAUGUUGGUUGGGAACAACGUAACUAAGUGGCUUAUGAGUUUCCUGUUCUUGGGAUAUAAUAUGUUUGUGUUAUUCAUAAUGUGUCGUUGGUGCGAAGAGCUUACAAUUCAGAGUGAGAAAAUUGGUGAAGCUAUAUAUUUUUCUGGAUGGGAACGAGGCAUCGCUACAGUGCCAGGUGUUCGAAUAAGGAUUUUAUUGAUAAUGGCCAGGGCUCAGAAACCAUUGGUACUAAGUGCCGGAAGAAUGUAUGACUUAUCACUAGCGGCCUAUGCCAACAUUGUAAAAACAUCGUACAGCGCACUCACAAUGCUUCUUCGUCUCCGUUGAAAUUCAAGAUUUUCGCAAAUAUAUUUUCUUGUACUGUA